AUGCCAACUAAUGUAACGGAUAUCGUUCCUGGACCGCUCAAUCGAUUGGAUCUCGUAACUCCAAUUGAUCGUGCCUUAGGAAGGAAAAAUGACGAUGAUGAUAUGUAUUCAGCGACUGAACCCUACAAUAAGACCCUUUUGAGAUUAAGUGAAGUAGAAGGCAGCACUGUGAAGAACGAGCUGACAAGUACAACUGAGGCGACAACAAGGACUACGGGCUAUCCAAGAGGUACCACGAAGAGUCCUCACAGAAGAACAGCAAAUGAUGCAUUUUUGACGAGAAAGAAAGUCUACAAAAUAUUGGAGAAUAAAUUCCAAAGUCAUGGUCAUCCUGGAAAGCCCUGCCUCCUUAGGGCUAUCUGUGAGGAGGCUCAUGAGCCAAUUAAUGCUCAUAACGGUGUUCUUGGUGACGUCAUUCACAUCGUCUUAACACCUUCAAGUUCAGAGCGAGAAGACCUCCAGGAGGAAUACUACAGAGCCGAAGAAUUGGGACAUUCUGGUAAUUGCUCAAAAUACAGCAAAUAUUGUUCUAAAUCCAUUAUAGACUAUAUAAGUAAAAUAAUUGAGAGUUGA
Molecule: messenger RNA, 573 nt
Organism: Lutzomyia longipalpis
Lineage: Eukaryota; Metazoa; Arthropoda; Insecta; Diptera; Psychodidae
Exons: 3
Coding region: 1-573 (190 amino acids)
Source: RefSeq, a predicted model, not a curated record